GAGGGUGAGCCUGGCUGACAUCAGCCUGGUGUGCGCCCUGCUCUGCCUCUACAAACAGGUGCUGGACCCCGCGUUCCGGGGCCCCUUUGGGAACGUGAAUCGCUGGUUCCUGACGUGCCUGAACCAGCCCCAGUUCAAAGCCGUGCUGGGAGAGGUGACCCUGUGCCAGAGGAUGGCCCAGUUCGACGCCAAGAAAUUUGCGGAGAGCCAGGCCCGGAAGGAGAAGGAGCCCCCCAAGAAGGAGAAGGAGCCCCCCAAGAAGGAGAAGCCCCCCAAGAGGGAGGAGAAGCGGCCGGAGCCCGACGAGGACCUGGAUGAGUGCGAGCAGGUCCUGGCAGCUGAGCCCAAAGCCAAGGAUCCCUUCGCACACCUGCCCAAGAG
Molecule: messenger RNA, 381 nt
Organism: Cyanistes caeruleus (blue tit)
Lineage: Eukaryota; Metazoa; Chordata; Aves; Passeriformes; Paridae
Source: RefSeq, a predicted model, not a curated record